Messenger RNA from Coccinella septempunctata (seven-spotted ladybird), 1964 nucleotides. RefSeq names its product E3 ubiquitin-protein ligase SIAH1A-like. Gene Ontology annotation, molecular function: ubiquitin conjugating enzyme binding; zinc ion binding; ubiquitin protein ligase activity. Gene Ontology annotation, biological process: multicellular organism development; proteasome-mediated ubiquitin-dependent protein catabolic process. Bases 252 to 1136 code for a protein of 294 amino acids. The transcript is spliced from 5 exons. Lineage: Eukaryota; Metazoa; Arthropoda; Insecta; Coleoptera; Coccinellidae. The record is from RefSeq and is a predicted model, not a curated record. Gene Ontology annotation, cellular component: cytoplasm.
UUUAAUUAUUUACUUAAUUAAUAAUGGCGUGAAGUUGUCAAAUGAUAUAAUAUUUCAUAUUCUAGCAACGAGAGUGACUAAGUAGCUGAUCUAGUUAGCUAAGCAAUCAAAUAAAUAAUAUAACAGUAUGUUUUUAACAUCUAACUCACGAAAAAGGAGGAUGAAGAAUAUUAGCGAAAUCUAUUUAUAAUUGUCAAUAAUCCUAGAGUCCGAGAUAUCUCCCAAAUACUAUUAAUUCAAUUGUGAUAAUCAUGGCUCAGACAAGUAACUUGAAGAGGCGCAAUGCAUCUGUCUCCGAUCCAUCAGGUUCUUCUAGUGGAGGAGGAAGUAGUAAUCCCUUGAGUAGUCUUCCCAACGGCAAUCCUACUGGCACUCUAACUGAUGAACUUGCUGCCCUGUUCGAAUGUCCUGUGUGUUUUGAAAUAGUGUUACCUCCAAUAAUGCAGUGUCAGGUUGGACACUUGGUUUGUGCCAGUUGUCGCCCUAAACUAUCAUGUUGUCCAACUUGCAGAGGGACCUUAGGAAAUAUAAGAAAUCUUGCCAUGGAAAAGGUAGCAAAUAACUUAAUGUUCCCUUGCAAACACAAAUCGACUGGCUGUAGAAUGUCUGUUGGGUUGAACGAAAAGGCAGAACAUGAAGAAAUUUGCGAAUUUAGACCUUACAGUUGCCCAUGCCCUGGUGCUUCUUGUUCUUGGCAGGGCCAAUUAGACAAAGUGAUGGUCCACCUACAACAUGCUCAUAAAAAUAUAACAACAUUAAAUGGGGAGGAUAUAGUAUUCCUAGCAACGGAGAUAAAUCUAGCCGGUGCAGUUGAUUGGGUUAUGAUGCAAAGCUGUUUUGGACAUCAUUUCAUGUUAGUUCUAGAAAAACAAGAAAAAAGUGAUGGUCAUACCCAAUUUUUUGCUAUCGUGCAACUUAUUGGAUCUAGAAAACAAGCUGAACAUUUUGCAUAUAGACUGGAGUUGAAUGGUAAUAGACGAAGGCUCAUUUGGGAAGCAAUGCCAAGAUCAAGCCAUGAAGGAGUGGCCUCUGCAAUCAUGGGAUCUGAUUGUUUAGUUUUUGAUAAUUCAAUUGCACAGCACUUUGCAGAUAACGGUAACUUAGGAAUAAAUGUUACCAUAUCAUUAGUCUGCUGAAUGUUCUUGUUUUUGAUGCUUUAUUGUUUACAAGCUUCUUUUAUUAUUUAUAUUAUAUUGAAUUCACGUUCAUUUUUUCCUCUUCAUUUUAUGAAAUAGUGAUAAUGUUACAUUACUUUUUAUUAUCUGUUAUUUCAUUCUAAUUUUGAGUAAGUAGUGACAAGUUAUAAUUAUACUGAUAUUGAAGUAAAGUAAACCAAAAUACAUUCCAAAAUGUGUACCAAAAUUUUAGUUUUCUACGUUGAAAACCACUUGAUCCCUUUUUUGUAAGCGAGUCAAUAUCGGCAGCUAAGACAGAACUGAUAUAAAAAUAAUUGUUCUUCAAAUGUGAUGUUAAAAUCUAUAUGUGAAUAAUUUCGAUGGAAAUCAUGAGUUUUUCCGGAAGAUCCAUCUCUACUUCAGUCAUUUUGUAAAAAUAUUGUAUAUUAGAUUUCUACAUUAGAAUCGAUUUUUUGUAGUGAUAAUUAUUUUAUGAUAAGUAAAAAUUCUAGGAAGAAUAUUUAGCCAUCACGAAAGUUUAUUCUUCCUUCAAUUUUAAUUCUUUAAUUGAAUCUUGUUUAAUGUUUGAAAAUAAUUUUUUUUCGACUUUUUAAUUAUUUGUGUACCUUAUUUAUUCAAUUUAAUGACUAAGCAAUGUACAGAUGAUUUUAUUAACAAAUUGAGGAUUUGCAGGGAAUAUUUGUGAGAAGAAUUUUUAUGGUAAAUCCCCAUUUUAAUACAUAAGUUAUAAAUCGAUAAUAAUGGGGGUUUACAUUUACAAUGAUUGAACAAAUUAUAUUUGAAAUAUGCCUCCUUGUAAUUCAAAUGAUUAAACUAUCAGAGAAAGGA